AUACAUGGGUUUCGUCCCUCCAAAAGCCGGCCGUGCCGUGUCCAUUCUUGUUGCCGCCCUCUCAGCUCCCGCUACCGACCAAUUCUAUCCAGCUAAGAAACUCUAUUUACUAUGUCUUCUCUUUCAAAACAAAUUGGACCUUUUUUUAAACCCAACUUUUCCUUUCUUCUGACCUCUUAUGAUCACAAGAAAGGCGAGAACUUUUGUGCGUUCUCUCUUUGGAUGAUUUUGUGUGCCAGAAUCUUACGUCGCCGCCUUUCCCUCUGGCUGUGGCAUUUUUUCUGGUGACAGCUAACAUUUCAAGGGAGAUAUGGCUAGUGUUCAAGAUAUUUCUGUUUCAGCUGUGAUAAACCUACUAUCCGCACUUGUUUUCCUUUUGGCCUUUGCAAUUGUACGGCUUCAGCCAAUCAAUGACAGAGUGUAUUUCCCUAAAUGGUAUUUGAAGGGUAUACGAGCAAGUCCUAGAAGUUCUGGAGCAUUUGUGAAUAAAUUUGUAAACUUGGACUUCAGAACAUACAUUAGGUUCUUGAACUGGAUGCCUGCAGCUCUAAAAAUGCCAGAACAAGAGCUUAUAGAUCAUGCUGGUCUUGAUUCUGCAGUGUAUAUACGGAUUUACCUUCUUGGCUUGAAAAUCUUUGUUCCUAUCACAAUGCUUUCUUUUGCGGUUUUAGUGCCUGUUAAUUGGACUGCUGGGGAAACAUUAGAGCACAUUGAGGAUCUAACGUUCAGUAAUAUUGAUAGACUUUCCAUAUCCAAUGUCCCUUCAGGAUCACAGAGGUUUUGGGCACACGUGAUGAUGGCUUAUGUAUUCACAUUUUGGACCUUCUAUAUUUUGUACAAAGAAUACAAGACAAUAUCAACAAUGAGACUGCAUUUUCUUGCCUCUGAAAACCGUCGGCCUGAUCAGUUCACGGUCCUUGUUAAAAAUGUCCCACCAGAUCCUGAUGAAUCAGUGGACGAGCAUGUUGAACAUUUCUUUCGUGUGAAUCAUCCAGAUCAUUAUCUUACACAUCAGGUUGUUUACAAUGCAAAUAAGCUUGCUGAAUUGGUGGAAAAGAAAAAGAGUUUCCGUAAUUGGCUUACGUACUACCAAACCAAGUAUGAGAGGAACCCUGUGAAGAAGCCAAAAAUUAAGACAGGCUUUUGGGGCCUUUGGGGAAAAUCCGUGGAUGCCAUCGACUAUUAUAUGACUGAAAUUGAGAAGUUGGGCGAAGAAGAAGCUGAAGAAAGAGAAAAGGUUAUAAGUGAUCCCAACGCAAUCGUUCCUGCAGCAUUUGUCUCAUUUAAAUCUCGUUGGGGAGCAGCUGUAUGUGCUCAAACACAACAAUCAAGAAACUCAACCAUUUGGUUGACAGAAUGGGCUCCUGAACCACGUGAUGUCUAUUGGGAUAAUCUUUCAAUACCAUAUAUUCAACUUGCUGUCCGGAGACUGCUAAUGGCUGUUGCUUUAUUCUUUCUUACUUUCUUUUUUAUGAUCCCAAUUGGAUUCGUUCAAGCAUUCGCAAGCAUUGAUGGCAUCAAAAAGGUUCUUCCGUUCCUGAAGUCAUUAAUCGAAAUGGAUGUUGUCAAAUCAUUUGUCCAAGGUUUUCUACCCGGGAUUGUAUUAAAGAUAUUUCUGAUUCUUCUUCCUAUGAUUCUUAUGAUCAUGUCAAAAAUAGAAGGCUUUACAUCGCUCUCAUCUUUGGACAGAAGAUCAGCAUCUAAAUAUCAUUUGUUUGUCAUUGUCAAUGUGUUCUUUGGAAGUAUCAUUACUGGUGCUGCAUUUCAACAGCUUCAGAGGUUUCUCGAUCAGUCUCCAACAGAGAUUCCAAAAACUAUUGGUGUAACUCUUCCCAUGAAAGCUACUUUCUUUAUUACCUUCAUAAUGGUUGAUGGCUGGGCUGGAAUUGCUGCAGAGAUCCUGAGAUUGGUUCCUUUAGUCAUGUUUCACAUUAAAAAUACAUUUCUGGUAAAGACAGACCAUGACAGGGAGCAGGCAAUGGACCCUGGUUCAUUAAACUUUUCUGUAUCAGAACCUCGAUUACAACUGUACUUCCUCCUAGGCCUUGUGUACUCAGUGGUCACACCAAUACUCCUGCCUUUCAUCAUUGUCUUCUUUGCGUUUGCUUAUAUGGUUUUCCGCCAUCAGAUCAUUAAUGUAUACGAUCAGAAGUAUGAGAGUGGUGCAUCAUUUUGGCCAGAUGUCAAUCGUCGUAUACUUAUAGGUUUGGUAAUAUCCCAGCUUCUGUUAAUCGGUCUCCUGAGCACCAAAGAUACUGCCAAAUCAACUCCAUUGCUGAUAGUACUUAUAGUUUUGACAAUCUGGUUCCAUAAACUUUGCAAGGGCAGAUUUGAGUCCGUCUUUGUCAAAUUUCCCUUGCAGGAUGCAGUGGUGAAGGAUACAGUAGAACGGAGUACAGAACCAAACUUCAAUUUGAAAGAAUAUCUACAGGAUGCUUAUUUGCACCCUGUGCUCAAAGUGGUUAAGUUUGAAGUAUCAAAAGAAAUUGAUGAGGAGAAUCCACUUGUUGCUACCAAGAGGACUUCCCAAAGGAGUAGUAAGACUGUCUCUAAUGGCACUGCUGAAGAUGGUCUCUGAGGCAGGGGUUGUAGAGUAAUUUAAUUCGUAACAAAAGCAGGUAAGAAUUACAGUUAAAAUGUUCAUUUGUUUUAUUUCUUACUACUAGAGGCCUUCUAUAUCAGAAUGUCAAAAACAAGGAAGGUUAAAGGUGGCAGUAAAAAUGUAAUGUGCUACUACAUAUGAUCAAAAUGUCCAGAAUGUCAUUUGCUGGCUGCUUAAACUCGCAUAGCUACUCAUGUUGCUCUACUACACUGUAAAUGCUUGUAAAACCUGUGUUGGAACAGGUGUUUUGUUGAAACUAUAGAAAAAGUAUGGGUGAAUUAGUUAAAUGGCCUUGUAUAAAGACCAAUAGAAGUUCAUGUCUAGUAGGAUUAAAGUUUUUAGUUAGUGGCCCUACGGGUCCCAAGAACUUAUAAAGAGGGGACACAUCAGUUUCAGAGCACUUCUGAUUUUCUGAGAUAUGGUGUAGUGAAUCGCUUAAUUGAUUUGGUU
Messenger RNA from Nicotiana tabacum (common tobacco), 3052 nucleotides. RefSeq names its product hyperosmolality-gated Ca2+ permeable channel 1.7. The record is from RefSeq and is a predicted model, not a curated record. Lineage: Eukaryota; Viridiplantae; Streptophyta; Magnoliopsida; Solanales; Solanaceae. Gene Ontology annotation, molecular function: calcium-activated cation channel activity. Gene Ontology annotation, cellular component: plasma membrane.